This is a messenger RNA of Dendronephthya gigantea, 2224 nucleotides long. RefSeq names its product transcription initiation factor TFIID subunit 8-like. The coding region runs from base 168 to 935 and encodes 255 amino acids. The transcript has 7 exons. Lineage: Eukaryota; Metazoa; Cnidaria; Anthozoa; Malacalcyonacea; Nephtheidae. The record is from RefSeq and is a predicted model, not a curated record. Gene Ontology annotation, molecular function: protein heterodimerization activity. Gene Ontology annotation, biological process: transcription initiation at RNA polymerase II promoter. Gene Ontology annotation, cellular component: transcription factor TFIID complex.
AAACACCAAGAGUGAAUAAGUUAUCAAUGUUCACGUUAAAGUGUUUAUCGUUCGUAAUCGUUUAGAGAAGAAAGUCUGAGAAAUUUCGCAAAUACACGGCUUUCGCAAAUCGCAACCCCCCCUGGCAUGUUAUCAUCUCAGUUUAGAGUUCAUAAAAAAAGUUCAAGAUGGCAGACGCCGUAGCGGUGCACAGGAAAUAUCUAAAAGCUGCUGUAGGUGCCUUAUGUUCGGAGAAGGGUUAUGACUCUAUAACUAGACAAGCUAUUGAAACUUUGACUGAGAUGAUUCAAAGUUAUAUUGGUGAAAUAGGACGGAGCUCAUUGGCAAUUUGUGAACUUUCUGGGCGAUCAAAACCUACUCUGAAUGAUGUUAGGUUGGCUCUGGUUGAAAUGGGCCUAGAUGUGGAUGGGCUAAAUACCAAUUUGCAACCAACAGCAAAAGCAUUUUUAAUACCAAGACCCACAGUUAGUCGACCAUUUCAGCAGCCCAAGCCUCUUCAGUCAGGAACGAAAGAAGGUCGACCAGCAUAUGUUCCGAACUAUCUACCUUCUUUUCCAGACCCGCAUUCAUAUGUUAAAACGCUGACAUAUCGCAGAGAAGCGGACGAAUACGAAAAAUGCCGGGAAAAAUAUGCUGCGAUGCGCCGAGAUGUGGAAACAGGACUCGCAAAAUUUUUAUCCAAGACAUCAAUUUCUGAACCGAUUGUGAAAAACUGCGCGAACUCUCAGGACUAUUUAUUAAUUGUAAACGAGCCGGCCACAUUGCCAUAUCUGACCGCCUUGAUGCCUACUGCUGAAGAUGCCAUCGUGCCAGUGAAACCAGACAAAACACCGCAGGAUUCCGAGGAAAGCACGAGCGAGAAGCCUGUACAAGAACCUAUGGAUAAUCCGUUCCUUAAACCGCCUAAGAGGCGGAAAACGACGGCAAAAUCGUAGGCAAAAUUGUAACAUAAAAAAUCCCGCUCUGUCAAAAUAUAGCGAUUGUAAAUAUGUACUCUAGCCUCGACAUCCAGCGUAAAGAUGCUGCGCAAAUCUUGCUCUCCUUUUCACUAAUUCCUUUAGAGGACACCUUGAAAAUGUCAACGAGCCAUUUCAUCUCCAUCCGUUGUUUUUAUAACCAUGCAUUUAGUGUUGAGGACUGCAGUAUCGUAACCGGUUAACCGCUGUCGGCGUCGCAGGAAAAGAGAAAAACAGUGACGUCAAUCUGGCGUCAGAAAAUGUCAAAAUCCGCCAUGUUUUUUGCUUUAUUUCUAGGUUGCGUAAGUGAGAAUACAAGUGAUCACUGGAAGGAAGCGAGAGUGCUUCCUUUAUACAAAGCGGCACUGAAACUUAUCUAGGCAACUACCGACCUAUAGAAAUUAUACCAGCCUUGUACCCAGGCGAUUUUUAAAAAAACAAAGGUUAAAGGUUUCAUUCAGCUAAUUUAGAGAUCAUAUUGUAGCUGAAUGCAACCUUUAUAACCUUGGUUUUCUAAAAAAGCGCCUGGGUACAUAACCGCUCUAGAUCAUUCAUAGCACAUUAACAGCACUCCUAAGCCACGUUUACACUAGAGGCCUAGAUCUGGCCUGGAUCAGGUCUAGGACAAGUCUAGGUAAUAUGUGACACGUUCACACUGUCUUUCCUGCUGGAUGGUAUCGGAUAUCCAAUAUUAUACAAGCCGCGUUUGCACUAUAGAGGCCUAGAUCAAGUCUAGGACAUGUCUUGGUUAUAUGUGCCACGUUCACAUUCACUGCCUUUCUUGUUGAUGAUAUCGGAUAGCCAACAUAAUUGACAAAAUACUUGGAACAUGACCGAAAACAUGCCGAAAAGUGGUAAUACUAGUAUGGAUCAUACUAAUAAGUUGAAAAUAGAUCAGGAUUAGGUAAAACCCAUUCACAUUACAAAAAUGGUGCUCCAGGUCAGGUAGUAGAGCCGGCCAUUUGUAUCCUUAAGGCUGGUUUACACUAGCAAAGUUUCUGUGGUCAAAGUAUACUUUGAUCACAGUAUUUGAAAAUGUAAACAUCCUUCGAAGACAUCGGUCACUUUGAAGUUCUUUGACGGAAGACUUUGAACACAGACUUUGGGCACAGAAACUUUGCUAGUGCAAACCGGCCUUUAUUUCGCGUACACACGAGCAAAUAAAACUUAGCAAAGAAAACUUGCCCGUCUGGUCUGUAUUGGAUUUUACUAAGCGUUUUCAAAACCUUUAUCACAAAUCUCUUUGAAUACAAUUUUGACACAAAUAA